Messenger RNA from Helianthus annuus (common sunflower), 648 nucleotides. RefSeq lists its product as uncharacterized. The transcript has a single exon. The record is from RefSeq and is a predicted model, not a curated record. Bases 1 to 648 code for a protein of 215 amino acids. Lineage: Eukaryota; Viridiplantae; Streptophyta; Magnoliopsida; Asterales; Asteraceae.
AUGGACUCUAAACUUCACCCUGCUCUAACGGUUGGCAACAUCAAACACCUCAUCCCCUUAACCCUCGAACUUGAAACAGCACACUACACUAGCUGGUCAGCUUUAUUUCAGAACCACUGUCGGGCUUACCAGGUUUACGAUCACCUUAAGCCAAAGUCCGCCCUCACAGCCUCCUCUUCUGGUGACAAAACUGAUGCUAGUAAAACCGACACCGGCAAACCAAGUGCAGCAAUCUCUGAUGCUGAUGCACUUUGGAUUCGUUUGGAUGCUAUAGUCCUCCAAUGGAUCUAUGGCACCAUCUCCACAGACCUCCUGCACACCAUUCUCGCGCCCGGUCAAACCGCUUAUGAUGCUUGGACACUGCUUGCAAAUCUAUUCCGUGAUAACAAGAAUGCCAGGGCUGUUCAACUCCAGCAAGAAUUCUCCAAUAUUCGCCUAGAAUCUUUCCCCUCCAUGGCUGCCUACUGUCAACAAAUCAAACUUCUUUCUGACCAACUUACCGGUGUCGACGCUCCUGUUGAUAAUCACCGGUUGGUACUUCAGCUAUUGAGCGGAUUGACCGAACAAUAUGAGAGCAUCUCUACCAUACUUCAACACCGUGAACCACUACCAGAUUUUAAUGAGUGCAGGUCUCGCCUCACCAUGUAA